UUCAUUCUGUUCUUGGAAUCCUCGAAGAGAGCAAGAAGGCAGGAAAACCAGGAACAAUGCUGCAGAAGUUCGUCUCUGUUGCAGUUUUGGUUGCUCUUCUCUUCUUCAGUGUCUCCUCUGCUCUCCGGGAGGGACAAACGUGUGUUGUGGAUAGUAACUGCGAUUCUGGGCUGCACUGUGAGACUUGUGUCGCCAAUGGUAAUUUGAGGCCUCGAUGUACCCGAAUUCGGCCCUUAAACCCCACAUCGCAGGUGAAGGGAUUGCCGUUCAAUCGGUACUCUUGGCUCACUACGCACAAUGCCUUUGCGAGGAUGGGUGUGAAGUCUGCCACUGGUUCCAUAAUUCUUGCUCCCACCAAUCAACAGGACUCCAUCACUGACCAGCUCAAUAAUGGAGUUAGAGGUUUGAUGCUUGAUAUGUAUGACUUCCUCAAUGACGUCUGGUUGUGUCACUCCUUUGGAGGUCAAUGCCUCAACUUUACAGCUUUUCAACCUGCCAUUAAUGUUCUGAGAGAGAUUCAACAAUUUCUUGAAGCAAACCCUACUGAAAUUGUCACUAUUAUCAUAGAAGACUAUGUCUCGUCUCCGAAUGGACUCACCAAAGUGUUUGACGCUGCCGGCCUAAGGAAAUUCUGGUUUCCAGUAUCUAGAAUGCCCAAGAACGGUGGAGAUUGGCCAACUAUCGAUGAUAUGGUUAAGAAGAAUCAACGUUUAUUAGUUUUCACUUCAAAGUCUGCUAAGGAGGCUUCUGAGGGCAUUGCCUAUCAGUGGAGAUACAUGGUGGAAAACCAAUACGGAGAUGGUGGGAUGAUCAAUGGUUCCUGCCCAAAUCGUGCAGAAUCACCUCCUAUGAACACCACAACAAGGUCACUAGUUCUAGUGAAUCAUUUUCCUAGCGGGCCUGAUAUUACACAAGCUUGCAAGCAUAAUUCUGCUCAAUUGAUGAGCACCUUAAACACGUGCGACGGUGCAGCGGGUAGACGAUGGUCUAACUUUGUCGCCGUCGAUUUCUACAAGAGGAGCGAUGGCGGGGGAGCCCCGGAAGCUGUAGAUGUCAUGAAUGGUCACCUUGUUUGUGGGUGUGACAAUAUUGCCAAAUGCAAGGCGAAUACGAAUUUUGGAGUGUGUGUUGAUGUGCCUGAGGCUGGUAUUGCCCCUGCACCUGGAUCAGUAGCACCUGGAUCAGUUGCACCUGAUGUCAACUUUGCUUACUUGGUCAGGAGACCAGUUCAAUUUUGGUGGUUGCUUGGGAUGGCUGUGGCACAAUUGUUCUUGUCACUGUGAUAUUGAUCUUAUAAAGUGUGUGUUCUUUGUGGCUUUGUGCACUACCUCACAAAGGGAUAAAGCCUAUUCUAACCAAUAGAUUGACAGGCAAUAGGAUUGCACUUGAUUUACAAUUCAAUAAAGCAGAAUAUAGCUUUUAUUCCAGCCUUUCUGUGUUUAGAUUCAUGUGAUUUACAGUACAAUAAAAUGGUGGUGGUGGAUCCUUUCUGGAACA
Molecule: messenger RNA, 1497 nt
Organism: Tripterygium wilfordii
Lineage: Eukaryota; Viridiplantae; Streptophyta; Magnoliopsida; Celastrales; Celastraceae
Product: PI-PLC X domain-containing protein At5g67130-like
Exons: 9
Coding region: 57-1283 (408 amino acids)
Biological process (GO): lipid metabolic process
Molecular function (GO): phosphoric diester hydrolase activity
Source: RefSeq, a predicted model, not a curated record